CUUUUGUUGUUUCUCGUGAUCUCGACUUAAUUUUUCUGUGUACUCGACAUCCAUCGUCCCGAAGUCAGUGGAGUUUUUAAUGUUUUUAUUUUUUUGUUAAAUGCCUGAAAUAAGGUCUGCGGUUAACACAAUCUCAAGAUAUGUUCAGGUUCUACACGAAGACAUAAAGUACAUCAGUAAUACCUCACUCAAGAUUUUUUUAAAGAUUUUACGGGUCUUGAAAAAGACGGUUGCUAACAAGUGGCUAAAUGGGACUACAGAGUUUGUCGGGGACAUUAAGCGUCAUCACGCCGAACAGGAAAACUCCUCUACUACAGCCUCGUUGUCUUUAUAUUCACGCUCUUAAAACUCCAACUUUCCAACUUGUAGAUUUAUCAAUUUAUAGUAUUUUCCAAUUGUAUUGUGUGUUAUUUUAAAUAAAGAUUGAAAGAGUUGUCGGAAGCUUGGUGACGUUUAGUCAUGUGACCGUAGUGUAGUUCGUUUGUAGCCUAACAUUAGCAGUUUACUUCUGGCAAUUGUAUUUAAGCUUCAAAAUUCAUAAAAGUUGUGUUCAUUUGUGAAGAUUGUCUUAAUGAACGAAAACAUGUAAGAAUCAUAAACUUUUGUCGGUCACAGAGUUUAUUUUCUGCAAUAAUACAAAAGCCAAUGGAAAAAAUCCUGUCUUUUUUGUGGAGGGAACCAGGGUGAUGCUAACUUCUGGGGUGGCCUACAAAAAUACCUCAUCCCUGCAGGAUUGACGACUUCCGCGUUAGUGUCCCACACUUGUGAAGGAGACACCCCUCUCUCUUAAUGCGGAGAUAAAGUCCAUCUCUACAGCAGGCAAUUUAUUACAUUUAUGCCAACGUGCAUGUAACACACCAGUCCCUUUCACAAAGCGCGAGAUUUUCUCGGGAUAAACUUACGUCUUGAGCAAACAACCUUUUGUUAUAUCGAGAUCACGAGAAAACAACAGAAUUGAUUAUUUAUUUAUUUUUAAAUAUUGCAUGGCCGCUUAGGGCUUCCGUAAUAUACGGUUUGUUUCAGUCUAACGACUUUUAAGUGUUUAAUUAUUUAUUUAUUUAAUCCACUAGUUUGCCUAUGAUUCUGCUUGACAUAUUAUGACAGACAUACGUGUGAUUAAGCUAGCAAAUUUAUAUGGCAUAUAAAACAAAUAAGUUUUACAUUUUUGGUGACGCUUUAUAACGCGAGUAUGUUGUCAUGUCGCGGGAAAUUCAGUUAACAGUGUCCCAAUGUGACGUGAGCCAGAGACCUUACCAGUGCUCGAACUCGUGUACAUGAUAUACUGAUUCAAUACCUACUGAACGAGCGAGCCGAUUGAGACAUACCCUAACCUAGACAUGUUUAUAUGUUUAUGGAGCAGCCUACCCCCAAGUCUCUGGUAGACUAUAAUGACUGUUGUAUCUUUGAUGGACAUAAAAAAAAUCUUUGAAAACUCAAAGAUUGCUUUCAAUGUUUAACCAUGUAUAAAAAAGAUGUCUUCCCCUCUGGCUCUUGGUUAUUUUAUUUGUAUUGUUUUCGUGAUACAUGUCUUGUUUGUUUGUUUUUAUUUUGUUUCAGUUGUUGUGAUUAAAUAAAAGAAUAAUAAUUUUUUUAAAAAAUACCCCAGACUGAGGUGGAGUUUUCUGUAGUUUUGCUGGGGGUAGGCGAGGAAUUACAAGUUGCAACCUAGCCUCGAACGCAGUAAAGGUGGGCGGUUACUGCUGAGCCUGUUAGGUUUCUUCGGUGUGGUCGCCAUUUUGUACGUUUAAACCAGUCCUGGACCGUCGUCGGCUAAUGAUCUUAUACGAAAACAGGUUUUAACAAGUCAUAUCCAUAUAAACUGGACCAUAACAGCUUGGAGACAACCCAGAAGAAGUUCACCUGGUGGAGACAUAUUAUCCAUAGCAGGGAAAUUCCAGAGGGCCUUGUAGCAGCACUUGAAGAGUUCCUGACCAGCAAGAGCAUUCCCUGGCCAUGACCAACAUGAGCAAUAAGGGAGAUGAUUGCUAUUUCUACUAUUAUUCAACAUGCACUAAGGGUGAUACUUGCCCUUUUCGACAUUGUGAGGCUGCCAUGGGAAAUGAGACCGUCUGCAGUCUUUGGCAGGAGAACCGGUGCUUUCGCAAUGUAUGUAAAUUCCGUCACAUGGAAAUAAAGAAAAACCGCAAAGAAAUUCCUUGUUACUGGGAAAAUCAGGCAGGUGGCUGCCAAAAGUUUCAUUGUGCUUUUCACCACGAGAAGCCACGUUUCAUUGAUGGCCAUUUUGUUGCCCCAGACAAAGGGCCUGUGGUGAGGAAGGAGAAAGAGGAAGAAACUCCACAGGACGAACAUCUUUCGUCUGCUUCUGCCAACAUUUCCAACACCACCAACCCGCAACUCAGAGGAGUCAUCAAGGUGGAGACUCAAGAGAGCGUCCCCAGUCCCACACACCCACCAGUAGUCAUUAAUCCUGUGGACGAUGAGGAUGAUGAAGAUGUAGAUCAGUUUUCUGAAGAGGGAGAGGAAGCUUCUGGUGUCUCUCCAAAGAAACUGCUGAGCGGUAGUAGAGAUGAGCCACUGAAUUUUGGUAUCAAAACACUGGAGGAGAUCAGGUUGGGGAAAGCUCUGAAGGCCAGUCAGACAAAACCAGGCCCUGAUGAUUUCACCUCAACAAAACAGCGUAGCAACGGAGCUGACACAGAGAAGGAAACCGUUCCGUCAGUUAAACGGGCAACAGUUGUCACUACCAGUGAGUGUCCUGCUUUGGAGGACUCUGGAAAAAAGAAAAUUACUGACAGGCUUGGAAAAAGAUUUGAUGAAGACAUGCUUGUAGAAGGUGGUCUACGGCUGAAAGGAUCCCUUGCUAAGCGCCUUGGUGGAUUUGUUGACUCCACUGAGGAUAAAAUCGAUAUGCCUCCCCUGAAAGUUACAUCUCCGAGACCAGUGCAUGAAAGACUUGGAAUAACUCCUGACAUCACUGCACCCAAGUCAAUAAACAGUGAGCCAGUACCUUCUGGUGAGAUCCGGAUCAAAACUCUUGAGGAGAUUCGUCAGGAAAAGGCUGCUAAAUCUCAGAUACAGUGCAAAGGAGUCAGAGUUGUCAACGAGGUACCCACAAAUGCGUUAACGUCCACCAAAAAAGUAAAGAAGCCUGUCAGUGGGCCAAGUGUAAAGUCUUUCUCAGAGAUCCUGCAUGAGAAAAAGAAACUCCAGGAGACAAAGGUGGUGCUUCAGCAAGGUAGUACUAACACUGAGAAAACCGAGGGCCCUAAAAAUACUGGAGUGAUCAAACUGACCGCCCAAGCAGCAGAGAUCAGAGUAAAGACGCUUGAAGAGAUUCGUAAAGAAAAAGCUGCCAGAAUGCAAGCAAAGCCUCAGGAAACCACAAGUGAUGCUGCACCUAGUUCAAGUGAUGCAGUGCCAAAAAGACAAAUUCUUUGCAUUGGCAAGACUGGAUCAGCUAUCAACACCAGAUCUCAAAAAGUGCAAGAUUCUGAGAAGGGGGAUUGCAGUGAAGAGUCCACUGUAACCAAUGGAAAGAGUGACGCCUCCAUUCAGGAUGUAACAGUAAAGAGCUUUGAAGAGAUCAUGCGAGAGAAAAGACUUCGCAAGCAACAGGAGCGGGCUGCAUCUGCUGUUGAGCCAGAGCAAGCUGCCCAGAAACCAAUCCCAGUGCUUUGCAAAAAGAAGCCUCCUGUGUUCAUCAGGCCAGGAAUAACCAUCCAAGCAAAUUCAUCCAUACAAGAAGUCAUUAGUCAUCAGGCCUCCUCUCCUGUCCCUUCUAUAGUACCCCAGAGGAAGUCUCCAGAAAUGCAGAACAAGGAGAAUUCUCUUACCACAAGUGUUAAGAAGUCCAAGUCAUCCACUUCAAUUGCACUUCCUAUGCAAGUGUCAGAGAUGGCAGAUUCUUUAGGCCAACAAUCACAGGAGCCACAUUGGAAGAAGAUGCAAGUAGUCACCAAGAUGCCCCCAAGCAAAGCAGCUGAAUUAAAAGUGAGGCCAAAACUGAAUGUAAAGCCAUCCGUGAUGAAGCCAGCUGCUCAGCUGAAUCCUGGUAAAAAAAGGACAGCUGCAGACAUUAAUUGCUCUGCUGUUGCUGCAGUGAAACCUCUUAACGCUGUCCCUGCUCCUGAUGUUGAACCACCAUGCAAGCGGGCUCAGUUGUCUGCACCAUCCUGCAGUUUAGAAGUUGAAGCCAGGGUGCAACAGGUGUCCUCUCUUGCUGAGCAGUGUUCACCUGAGCCCCUUUCUGUUCCACAAAGCCCCAUCAUCAGUACUCCCACACAAGCACGGCCACGUAGGGUAAGUGUGGCUUCUGCGCGUGGCACUGCUCCUGCAGGAAAUGCCUCCACAAUGGACGACUUUGAGGACUUGCUGGAUGAAUUUACUGAUGACAGACUAGAGGAUGAGAUUGAGCUGGACCCAGGCAAAGGCGAGGAUGACCUCUUGUUGGAGCUUUCAGAGAUGAUUGACAGCUAAGAUUGGUCUCAGGGAAUACUUGUUCUCUUUCACUGAAUUAGGUCAAGCCCUUUGUCCUUUAAAACAUUCUUGAUUUAUUGAGCUGAAGCCUUUCUUUGUCUUAAACAAAAAAUAUAUAUAUAUUUUUAAACAUGGAUCAAAGUAUGUUUUAGUUUUCUUUACUGUUGAGUAAAGGUAACUUUUGCCAUUUACUUUUCCGGUCUAUUUAUGACUUUUUAAAUGUUGCGUUUCUGCAUAUAUUCAGUAAAAUUCACUUCAAUAUAAAUGGCUGUUGUAAAGAUCUCAAAGAAAUUCAUUGAGCCAUUAAAUUAUAAUAUGCUGAUCAAUUAUUUGAUCACACUGUACAUUUGUGGCUUGUUUAUGGUAUCUGAUUUGUUGAAUAGUACAUAUAACUUGCCGCUAGUCAUGUAAUAUUAAUGCAGAAAGUGUUUAUUUGUAUACUGUGUAUGCUUUGGAGAAUUAAAUGAUAGAGGGCCAAGAAGGCAAGUGAUGUCUUAAUCAGUGCGCUCAUUCAUGUGAAUUAAUUUCCUAUUUGAAAUUGGAUUUGCUAAAUGUUUAUUGACUGUGGAUGGAUUAUAUUAUUUUAAUGAAAUGUUUGUGUCAUGUUGAAACGGGAUCUUGAAUUUAUGAAUUGAUGGUAUAGAUUUGUUUUCAGGAUUUGAACAUUUGUCAGGCCUACUAUAUGUUGUUGCUUGUAUUUUGCUCUACAUUAGGCUUAUUUUUGAACCAUUAUCCAUAUUUCCUGUCCAAGUAAUUAAUGAGAAAUUAUGUUCCCUUUUCAGUCUCUUUCAGUUUACUGUUUGUAAAGGUUCUCAGGGACUGAUUUAGCUUUCCAAAUGUUUUUACCCUUGUCCUUGUCUCUAUUGUUAGUAAUUGCUAUUUGACCUCAAGAUGACCGUUUAACCUAGGGUUUCAAAUAGGAUGAUCUAUUUGGCAUCUACAUCAUGGUUGGUGAAACAAGAGCAUAUGGCUUUAUUAAAACAUUUCUAUAAUUAAUUUUCUUUGA
Ictalurus furcatus (blue catfish) is the source of this 5443-nucleotide messenger RNA. RefSeq names its product zinc finger CCCH-type containing 11A (gene zc3h11a). The transcript has 17 exons. The record is from RefSeq and is a predicted model, not a curated record. Gene Ontology annotation, molecular function: metal ion binding. Bases 1954 to 4437 code for a protein of 827 amino acids. Lineage: Eukaryota; Metazoa; Chordata; Actinopteri; Siluriformes; Ictaluridae.